This is a messenger RNA of Anoplopoma fimbria (sablefish), 5727 nucleotides long. RefSeq names its product importin 11 (gene ipo11). The coding region runs from base 176 to 3103 and encodes 975 amino acids. Gene Ontology annotation, biological process: protein import into nucleus. Gene Ontology annotation, molecular function: small GTPase binding. The transcript has 30 exons. Lineage: Eukaryota; Metazoa; Chordata; Actinopteri; Perciformes; Anoplopomatidae. Gene Ontology annotation, cellular component: nuclear envelope; cytosol. The record is from RefSeq and is a predicted model, not a curated record.
AGGACAACGUGUGAACCUCGCACGUCAUCAGCGUGCGCCGGCUGUGUUGCUCGCGCCAUUCCUACAAGCGUGUGUUUCCAUCUCCCGUUACAUUACCACUGGCAGAGCUUUAGCAGCAACUGCUACAGCACACGCAUUCUGUUUCCCCACCGUCAAUCUUAAGGUAAAUCCAGCCAUGGAUAUGGAUGGUGCCAGUUCAGUGGUGCUGCAGGCCUUAACCCAAGCUACCAGUCAGGACACAGCUGUUCUGAAGCCAGCGGAGGAGCAGCUCCGGCAGUGGGAGACGCAGCCAGGCUUCUACUCUGUCCUUCUGAAUAUCUUCAAUAACCACAUGCUGGAUGUGAACGUCAGGUGGCUCGCUGUGCUGUACUUCAAAAAUGGCAUUGACAGAUACUGGAGGAGAGUAGCGCCUCAUGCUUUAUCAGAAGAGGAGAAGACCUCAUUGCGUGCUGGUCUCAUCACAAACUUCAAUGAGCCUGUCAAUCAGAUAGCGACCCAGAUUGCAGUACUGAUAGCCAAGGUGGCCCGUCUGGACUGCCCCAGGCAAUGGCCAGAGCUCAUCCCCAUUCUGCUCGAGUCUGUGAAGGGUCAGGACGGCCUGCAGCAGCACAGGGCGCUGCUAACCUUCUAUCAUGUCACCAAAACCCUAGCUUCCAAACGUCUCGCUCAGGACAGGCGGCUCUUCCAGGAUCUGGCGGCUGGCAUCUACAGCUUUGCGUGCUCCCUCUGGAGCCAUCACACCGACUGCUUCCUACAGCAGAUCUGCGCCAGAGACGAGGCCGCGGCACUCAGCUCGCUGGAGAGGACGCUGCUCUCUCUUAAAGUGCUUCGCAAGUUGACAGUCUUCGGAUUUCAAGAGCCACAACAGAAUAUGGAAGUGAUGGGUUUCCUGAAUGCAGUGUUUGAGAGGCUAAAACAGUUCUUGGAAUGCUCUCGACAGGUUGGUCCAGACAGCACAUGCAGAGAAAAGCUGGAGAAGAUGAUCAUACUGUACACUAAAAGUUUGUUAGAUUUCCUGGAGUACCAUCCAUGUGCAUUCAUACCCCUAAUCCAGCGUUCCCUGGAAUUUGCCGUCAGCUACCUGUUCACACCUGCAGGGGAAGGAGUGACCUUCGAACGCUUCAUUGUUCAGUGCAUGAACCUCAUCAAGAUAAUUGUAAAGAAUGAUGCCUACAAACCUUCCAAGAACAUUGAAGACAGUAAACCAGAGAGUCUGGAAGCUCACAAGAUCAAGACAGCAUUCUUCACACACCCCACGCUGACAGAGAUUGGACGCCGGCUCGUCUCACACUACUUCCUUCUCACAGAGGAAGAGCUGGCAAUGUGGGAAGAGGACCCCGAGAGCUUUGCUGUUGAAGAAACAGGUGGUGACUCUUGGAAAUACAGUCUACGGCCCUGUGCAGAAGUAUUGUUCCUGGAUAUCUUCCACAACUACAACCAGACACUGAUACCGGUGCUACUGGAAAUGGUUCAGAAUCUCCAGGGACCAACCAAUGUGGAAGACUCGGUUCAGUUGCUAAUGAAGGAUGCAGUAUACAAUGCAGUGGGACUGGCAGCUUAUGAGCUGUUUGACAACGUCGACUUCGACCAGUGGUUCAAGAAUCAGCUUCUAGGAGAGCUUCAAGUCAGCCAUCACAGAUACAAGUUGAUUCGCAGACGAGUCAUCUGGCUAAUAGGACAGUGGAUCUCUGUCAAGUUCAAAUCCGACCUUCGACCUUUACUCUACGAGGUCAUCCUGAGCCUCAUGCAGGAUCCCGACUUGGUGGUGCGGAUUGAGACGGCUACAACCCUGAAGCUCACUGUUGAUGACUUUGAGUUCCGGACCGAGCAAUUCCUCCCAUAUCUGGAGUCUAUUUUUGGGCUGCUCUUCCAGUUGUUGCAGCAGGUGACGGAGUGCGACACCAAAAUGCAGGUGCUCCAUGUCAUCUCCUGUGUCAUUGAGAGAGUGAACAUCCAGAUCCGACCAUACGUAGGCUGUCUGGUGCAGUACCUGCCACUGCUUUGGAAGCAAUCCGAAGAGCACAACAUGCUUCGAUGUGCCAUUCUCACUACGCUCAUCCACCUGGUACAGGGCCUGGGGGCAGAGUGUAAGAACCUGUACCCGUUCCUCCUUCCUGUCAUCCAGCUGAGCACCGAUGUUUCCCAGCCGCCACAUGUGUAUUUGCUGGAGGAUGGACUGGAGCUUUGGUUGGUGACUUUGGAGAACAGCCCAGCAAUCACCCCGGAGCUGCUCAGAAUUUUCCAGAACAUGUCAGCUUUGCUGGAGUUGAGCUCCGAGAACCUGCGCACCUGCUUUCAGAUCGUUAAUGCCUAUUUAUAUUUGUCCGCCACAGACUUCCUGCAGAACUAUGCAGAAUCUUUGUGUCGAGCUUUCUGCAAUCUGCUGAAAGACAUCACGAAUGAGGGACAGGUUCAAGUGCUCAAGGUGGUAGAGAUAGCUUUAAAGGUUAGCCCCAUACUGGGAGCCCACAUGUUCCAGCCCCUGCUGCCAGCUGUCUUCAGAGGCAUUGUGGACGGCGAGAGGUAUCCCGUGGUGAUGUCGACCUACCUAGGAAUCAUCGGCCGCGUCCUGCUCCAGAAUUCCAGUUUCUUCUCUUCUCUGCUCACUCAAAUGGCCUCCGAGAGCACCCAGAAGAUGGACCAGUUGUUGGGCAGUGUUAUAGAAAUGUGGGUCGACCGCAUGGACAACAUCACUCAGCCAGAGAGGAGGAAGCUGUCGUCGCUGGCUCUGCUUUCCCUCCUCCCAUCUGACAACAGUGUGAUCCAGGACAAGUUCUGUGGCAUCAUCAACAUCUCCGUUGAGGCCCUGCAUGAUGUAAUGACAGAAGAUACUGAAACAGGCACCUUCAAAGACUGCAUGCUGAUGAGCCAUUUUGAGGAGCCCAAGCUGAGUGAUGAUGAGGAGCCACCAACUGAGCAGGACAAGAGGAAGAAACUGCUGGCCCUGGAGGACCCGGUGCACAGCGUGUCCCUCCAGCAGUUUGUGUAUGAGAAGCUGAAGGCGCAGCAGGCCAUGAUGGGGGACCAGAGCUUCGGGGUCCUGAUGGAGACCGUGGACACAGAGCUUGUCAGGCAGCUCCAGGAGUUCCUCCAAGGCCUCUGAAUCACAUCUAUAAAUCCUUCUCUACCUUACACAAACAUCUUUGCCCAAUACAACCCCCACCCACCCUCUCAAUUUUUUUAAAAAUGUACCGGAAAGGCUAAUAAUCUUUCCGGCGCAUGGACUCUUAAUCCAACCCUUCCCGACCUCUACCCAGGCUUUGCCUUAUCUAUAUUCAGACCUAGCCUUGUCCAAUGUCCUCAGCUUACAUCCUGAAUCCCUUUCUCCACUAUCUGGAUUCCUUUACAUCCGUCUUUAUCAAGGUGGGGGUCCAUGUGCGUACUGAAAAAUGUCAAAGUACCUUUACCCACACUAAAACAUGACCACACCAGAGCUUCCACUCAAUUGUUCUGUAGUUUCUUCUCUUUCUGUGGUUUUAAGUUAGAAUUGGUAGAAUAUACGAUGGAUGGUACAAAAGUUUGGGGGUUUGAUGAGUCAGAGAAGAAGAAAUAUAAUCACCUGCAGAUGCCAGAGCAGGAUCCUCGGACUAUUUUCAACGGAGAAAGGUACAGAUUGUAGCAGAAAUGAGGAUAAACCAUACCUAAAGGACCUAAAGCAGUGUUUACAGAAUCUAUUCUUAAAAAGAGGAGAAAAAAAAGAUAUGUAAUUUUGUAUGUAUGUAAAGUAUGGAUGAUAUUUUACCUUUUAGUUUGUUUUUACUUUUUGUUAAAUUCUCUUCCAUUUGGAAAAAAAAAAGAAAGAUAAUUUUGUCAUAACCAGAGGUCAAGUUGAAGUAACUACUGAGAGAACUUUUUCUUUCGUUUUUAGGUGGCUUAGAGGGAAUUUUGUUUUCGACUGUAAAAUGGGUGAUUUUUAAUUUUUUGUGCUGAACCACAUUCAUAUGUAUAUACAUACUGCUGCUAACUGAUGGUGUGUCAGAGCACUUUAAUAACCAAAAACUGUUUCACCUGUUUUCAUCUUUUUUUUCCUCAGUGGCACAUCUUCUCUCACCAUUGUUUCUUUAACACCAGGCUAGAAGGCCUUGGAGCACCACAACAGGAUUGUUCAAAUUAGUCCCUGAUCUUGAACCAUUGCCAUAUUUCAUGACUCAGUGCUAACUUGUACAAAAUACUGACCGACUGCAAACGUAACAUGCCAUUUGGUUGGGUCUUUAAAAAUUCAAUUAGAAAUUAUCUCAUGAGUUAUGACCUCAGUGGCUUUUAAAGAAGUCCUAUUGUGAGCCACUGUGACUUUAUGAGUUGACAUACAUUGUGUCGCGUGUAGCUGUGCGGCUGCUCUUCCGUUUUUUCCUUCUGAUUUGACCAAUCAUUGAUGAGAUUUUAGUGGUAGAGAGGAGGCUUUGCUAUAUUUGAUUUUACAGAAGAACUAGUUUUUCCAAUAGGUUGUAGUGGCAUGUGGAUUUGUUUCACGCAAAUCUGAAGUUGGGUUAAAAAAAAAAAAAAGGAUCUAUAGUUAUAAUUUGAAACUCUUAAAGAGAGAAAAAUGUGAUUUAAUUGGAGUCCCCCUGCCUUCAUAAUCUAUUCAUCUGAAAUUCCUAGAUUGCUAUUAUUUUAUUUGCUUUCAUCAGGUUGGUCCACCUCCCUGGGAGGGAGAUAAUCCUGACACUAGCUCCUUUCACACACUGAUAGAGUUGAGUAGCAGUCAGAGUUACGGCCUUACGCUUUCAGCCUUACCUAUCCAUGAAACUCAUGAAGAGCUUUCUUACGAUUACGUUAAUAUCUUGACUAGUUAAACAGCAGAUUAUUUCUUAGCUCGUUUUCUGUUAAAGACUGCAAUUAUGAAGUUUAGAGCAUAACGCGAAGUACAGUAGAGAGAUGAUUCUGGGCUAUCAAGUUGGUUAUGCUUUGAUGAGAAAUGAUCUUUGUUGCUUUUUCCAAAGCAUUUAAUAAAAUGCAGUUAUCAGCGUAAAUGGUAUACUGUGUAUUUCUGUUACUUUAAUGAUGCAUGCAACUGAAAACACCUAAUCCUUCAUGCUGUUUCAAAGUGUAUAUUAUCCGCUGUACUCGUCUUUGGAGUGUGUUUAUUUCAAGCAAAUGUAAUGGCACUAACAUAAUAACUGUCUUGAAGACAGACUAUUACCCUCAUUACUGCACCACUGAGAACUCAACUUUGAUCGCAGAGUAAAGAGGAAGGAGGAGCGCAAUACCAGGGCACACAUACACUGUCGCAAAAUGCCAACAUCAGGAUUGCUAACGUGCACAUAAUGACUAUAUUAACACUGGCAGGUGUAAAGUACAGCCGAGACUGAUGGGAUUGAUGUUACUUUUAGACUUAUUUGGUCAUAAACAUAAUCACAAAGACAAUAUGUUGACCUCAUGAUGCUCCUAAAAUGAAAAGUUAACAUAAGUGAUUACAGCUCAUCCUUUGGGGAACAUAAAUGUUUGUACCAAAUGUCAUGACAGUUCCCAUUGAAUCAAAACUGUCAAACUCGUUGUGGCACUCGAGGAAAAGUCGAGGGAUCACCAAAGUAAUCGAGAGCAUGAAUGUUGGUACAAAACUACAUGGCAAUCCAUUCAAUAGGUAUUGAGCUUUUUCAGUCUGUAUCAAAGUUAUGGAACCAACAACCAACAUUGUCAUCCCUAAAGCCACGGCCCUAGUGUGUGUAAAAAAUGAUACUGAAAAUAAAUCCAUGUGAAAGUGCUAGGCAAGGUUUUACAUCUGUCUUA